UUUGUAGGAGCUUAGAUGUGACAUCUUUAAAAAACAUCUAGAUGUGAAUUAGACAAACUGUAGAACAAAAGCUAGAUGUAUAUUUAUUCACGGACGGAGGGAGUAGAUGACAGUCGACGUACACGCGCGUGGGAGGCGUGCUCUCAUAUCCGACAACACACACCUACGAACUCUCACGCGGAUCAAUACUCCUGAUUCCCCAAUCUCCGCCACGGAGUACCGCCGCCGGCGCCAUGUCCACCACCACUAAAGGUACAGCCGGCUACGACCGCCGCCGGGAGCUUCAGGCGUUCGACGACACCAAGGCCGGCGUCAAGGGCCUCGUCGACGCCAGCGUCACCACCAUCCCGCCCAUCUUCCACCACCCUCCCGACUCCCUCGCCACUUCUUCCACCGCCACCAUCCCGGUCAUCGACCUCUCGGGCCGCCGAUCCGAAGUGGUCGGCGAGGUGCGGGCGGCGACCGAGACGGUGGGCUUCUUCCAGGUGGUCAACCACGGCGUGCCGGCCGACCUACUCGCCGAGAUGCUCGCGUCCGUGCGGCGGUUCCACGAGUCGCCGGCCGAGGCCAAGACGCCGCACUACACCCGGGACCUUGCCAGGAAGGUCCGGUUCAACUCCAACUUCGACCUCUUCCAGUCGCCGGCGGCCAAUUGGCGCGACACCCUCUUCUGCCAGGCGCUCCCGGACCCGCCGGAGCCGGAGGAGCUCCCCGCCGCGGUGCGGGGCGUUUUGCUGGAGUACGGCGACGCGGUGCGGCAGCUCGCCGUGCGGGUGCUGGAGCUGGUGUCGGAGGCCAUGGGGCUGGCGCCGGACCGGCUGGAGAAGAUGGGGUGCGCGGAUGGCCUGAGCGUGGUGAGCAACUACUACCCGCCGUGCCCGCAGCCGCACCUCACGCUCGGCACCAGCCGGCACUCCGACCCGGCGUUCCUCACCGUGCUCCUCCAGGACGACAUGGCCGGCCUCCAGGUGCUCGUUGACGACGACGGCGAGAAGCGGGCAGUGUGGGCGGACGUCCCUCCGGUGCCGGGCGCUCUGGUGAUCAACGUCGGCGACCUGCUCCAGCUGGUGAGCAACGGGAGGCUGAAGAGCGUGGAGCACCGGGUGGUGGCCAACAGGAGCAGGGACAGGGCAAGGAUCUCGGUGGCGGCCUUCUUCAAUGCCGACCUGAGGCAGACGACGGCGGUGUACGGCCCCAUCGAGGAACAGGUAACCUCGUCGGCGCCGCCGUUGUACAGGAGCAUCACGGUGGAGGAGUUCCUCUCUCACUACGACGGCAAAGGCCUGGACGGUCGCCCGGCGCUGGACCAUUUCCUUCUUCCUUGAUCAGUGGUCGGUUUGAAACAAUGCUGGGAAUUUCUAGCUGAACUUGUUUUCUGAAAUCAGAUGCUGUCAAAUGUUUCUGAAACACCGUAAUGCAAUCCUGAGCAGAGGAUGUGUUUGCUACUA
This is a messenger RNA of Aegilops tauschii subsp. strangulata, 1448 nucleotides long. RefSeq names its product DIBOA-glucoside dioxygenase BX6. Lineage: Eukaryota; Viridiplantae; Streptophyta; Magnoliopsida; Poales; Poaceae. The record is from RefSeq and is a predicted model, not a curated record.